CCCCCUCCUACUCCCCGAGCCCCGACCGGGCGAAGUCUUCGCCUCGCGGUAGGGGGCGGGGCUGAGGGAUGUGGGCAGCGGCCCCCGCAAGCCCCCCUUUCCCCUCCCCUGCGCCUCCCUUCGCGCCCGUACUCGUGCACCAGCGCACACGCACCGCCCACUCGGGCGCGGGGCUAGGGGUUCCUGCUAAGUUACUUUCUCAUCCCGGACCUUGGCCCCGCCCCUGCCCCGCCCCCGCAGCCAUCUUAACUCCGGCAACGGGCGCCGCGGGCCCAGAGCUCCGAGGCACUAUGCUGCCCACGCUACGCCUGGCGAGCCGGCAGCCCGGCCCCUGGGGCGGGAACGGCCCCCCCACCCCGGAGGAGGCCGCCCGCCACUCCCUGUCCAGUGCCAACGAAUUGCGCUGCCGACAACUGCUGGAGGCCACAACGGCCAGAUACCGCCACCGGGAGGCCACGGCGGCCGUGCUGGUGCCCCUGUGCUCCGUGCACGGAGACCCGUCCCUGCUCUACACGCUGCGCUCCAGCCGCCUCGUGGGGAAGCACAAAGGAGACGUCAGUUUCCCAGGGGGCAAAUGUGACCCUCAGGACCAGGAUAUCGUGGACACAGCUCUCCGGGAGACAAGGGAAGAGCUGGGCUUGUCCAUCCAGGAGGAGAACGUGUGGGGCGUCAUGAAGCCCUUGGAUGACGGGAAAAACUCCAUCGUGGUCCCGGUCAUUGCCCAGGUGGGGCCCUUGGAGUCUCUGGACCUCACGCCUAACCCCCAGGAGGUAGAUGACGUGUUCACGAUGUCGCUGGCCCACCUGCUGCACCCGCGGAACCAGGGCUACACCCACUUCUGCCGUCAGGGCCGCUACAGCUACACCCUGCCCAUCUUCCUGCACGGCCCUUACCGCGUCUGGGGGCUCACGGCCAUCUUCACAGAGCUCGCGCUGGAGAUGCUGGUGCCGGGGACUUACCGGCGCAGAGUCCGUUUUGUCGGGCAGCCGAGGAAAGGAGAGACCCGGACCUAGAGGGGGGGAGGUUCAGCCGGGGCCACUGAUGGCGGCCCAGAGAGGGCCGCUGGGAACUCGGUCUCUUCCGCUUUUGCCUUUGUACCCGUCGAGAAGGAAUUGCACCAGCUGGGAAGUCCAACACAGGUGGGGGCCCUUUAGCCUUCCAAGGCAGCACAAGCCAGCUUUCCACAGAAAUCAUUGUCCCUGCGCAACAAUAAGCGGCUGUGGGAGGCGGGCAAAGCCUCCGCCCAGAAGGACGAGCGGGAGACGCCCUCCCUGGUGUCGGGCUGGACGGCCCGUGAGCUCGGCCCCAUCUCACAUCCCCACUGGGCCCCGAUUGCAAUUCCUGGAGCCUGGCCGUAUCUCCUGACUCCACGGCUGUGCUUGGACCGGCCCUGGCGGUCUGCCCCUCAUCUCCUCGGCCUCCUGGCAUUCCUGCGUGCCUUGGGACCUCCUACUGGAGGCCUUCCCUCUGUCACCCUACCAGAAGCUUUCCCACUGUCACCCAUUUACUGGAGGCCUUCCCACUGUCACCCUCCUAUUGGAGGCCCUUCUCGCUGUGACCCUCCUACUGGAGGCCCUUCUCGCUGUCGCCCAUUUACUACAGGCCCUUCCCUCUGUCCCCCCCCCCCCUUCCCCACCCUCUAGGGUCUUCCCCUUUCCAAUUCCUUUCAUUCACACUCCAUUUCUCUUCUGCUCCUCAUUCAUUUGCAAUAUUCCCCCCCAUCAAAAUGUCAGCUCCUUGAGGAAGGGCCCGUUUUUUGCCUUACCAUGAGUGGCCCACAGCAGCCACUUAAUAGAUGUUUGUUGACUGACUGACUGACUGGCUGGCUGGCUGGCUCUGGAGACCGUCCCCCCCUCUAGAAAGCAAUCCACUGAACUCAAUUCAAAGUAAUAAAUGCUGCCUUCUUCGACCUGCAAA
Antechinus flavipes (yellow-footed antechinus) is the source of this 1917-nucleotide messenger RNA. RefSeq names its product nudix hydrolase 8 (gene NUDT8). The transcript is spliced from 5 exons. Lineage: Eukaryota; Metazoa; Chordata; Mammalia; Dasyuromorphia; Dasyuridae. Bases 69 to 1013 code for a protein of 314 amino acids. The record is from RefSeq and is a predicted model, not a curated record. Gene Ontology annotation, molecular function: coenzyme A diphosphatase activity.